Metarhizium brunneum ARSEF 3297 is the source of this 1881-nucleotide messenger RNA. RefSeq lists its product as uncharacterized. Gene Ontology annotation, cellular component: nucleus. The record is from RefSeq and is a predicted model, not a curated record. Gene Ontology annotation, biological process: positive regulation of transcription by RNA polymerase II. Lineage: Eukaryota; Fungi; Ascomycota; Sordariomycetes; Hypocreales; Clavicipitaceae. Gene Ontology annotation, molecular function: transcription cis-regulatory region binding; DNA-binding transcription factor activity.
AUGCCGCAAUCUACUGAUUACACCAUGCGCUAUACCGAUGUGCGUGCGGAGAAUAAAGAGACCACAAGUCCCGAUAAACAGAACCGAUUUGCCACAGAUUUACACUUACCCGAUCCCACAGGCCGUAAUGAUAUUCAGGCUCAACUUUCUGCGCAGGCACAGCUUUCUGUCAAGACAGAAGACAGCAGCAGCUUCCUUAGCUACCCAAGCCGCCAUGCCAGUGCAUCGGCUGCCAUCUGGCCGCCUGCGACGAAAGUAGCAGGAUACAGGAACCAGAAAAGCUUUAUAGAUCGGAUGGACUCGUCGUGUGGAGAAGACUGGUCUAUAACGCAAGUGUUCUAUUCAGACGAGCUUCCGAUUCACACGCCCUCUAGUUUGGGGGACACUAAGAGAGCAUCGUUAAUCUGCCACGGGCCGACCAAGAGCCAUGACUGGAGUUCGGAAACGCCAGCGAUGAAAAGGGAGCCAAAGUUAUAUGGCAGCAAAUACAGCGACGAUAUGAUGGAGUUCAUCGCAACUCAGGACGAACUCAAUUACCUACAAGCCUUUGCCGAUGGUGUCGGCGUGUGGAUGGAUUCACUCAAUAGCGGCAACCAUUUCACCCAGGUGAUUCCAUGGCACGCACUUAAAUCAUCUCUUCUUCUAAACUCCCUGAUGGCGUGCGGCGCAAAGCACCUCUCCUUCAGCAAGCCCGGAUUAGAAGACAGGGCCAUUGAACUCUACAACACGGCCACAGCACAGCUCGUUCGAAUGCUUCAAAACCCAGAGAGAAACGUCGUCGACUGCACAACGGCAUCCAUUUUGCUCAACGUAUACGAGGCCAUGUCGCACAAGCCCAUACAUCGAAUGAGCCACAUGGUUGGGGCCAGAGCCCUCAUUCGAGAGUGCGGAUGGAAUGCUGCCAGCACGGGUAUCCCGGCAGCAUGCUUCUGGCUGAGCAUCGGCAUGGAAGUCCUAUCCUGCUUGUCCAUGAACUGGGCGGUAACCUGGCACCCUGACGAUUGGGGACUCGAUCUAGACUGGAGCCACGAUAACGACCUGGACGGCGGCGACUCUCAGACGUGGGUUCACAGGUCGUUUUAUAUCCUGGCCAAAGUUGUCAACUUCCGAGCAACCUCCUUGACAUAUCCUCCCUCUGAUCCGCACAAGCACCAAUCCAGGCUCUCUGACCGUCUCACAGAGUGGCAGGCGCUGAAGCAGCUCUGCGACGACUGGAGCAACUGCAGUCCCAGGUCGAUGCGGCCGGUUGGCUACUUGGCUAUGAGUGGUUCAAGUGAGCCGUCGGCGUUUCCGAAAUUUUGGCUGGCGCAGACGUCGGCAAUGCUGGGUAGAAUAUUCUAUCACACGGCCCAGUGUGUUCUCGCCCAGGUAAAUCCAAUAGAAUCAUCAGAACAGUCGCCAGAAAUGAAGGAACUUCAGCUGCAUCACGCUCGUCAGGUCAUGGGAAUCGUGGCAAGCGAUCGUGAUCGAAGUGUCAUGACAAUCGCCCUCCAAGCAGUCAACGUUGCCUUCUUAUCAUUGGUAAGCCCAGAAGAACGACAAGAAGCUUCUUCGAUUCUUCACGAAGCCCGGACGUCCGGCGCAAACACAAACUCAGAAGCACACAAGAUGGCGUGCCAAUGGCGCAUGGCAGUGAUGGAAUUGUCAGAACUAGAGUCGGCCUCGGGGGUGUCACUUCCCUGCGAACAAUCUUGGUUUAGGGCUGCAAACAUGUCAAAUUCCACCUCGUGGGAAUUUACCAGUCACCAAAGUUCAAGGGCUGAAGCACCGAUUGACAACCCUCUCGAGUCGGCCUAUUUUGGUCACGUAGAUCAACCAUACAAAACGUGGUAUCAACCAGUAUGUGGGAAUGAUUUCCAAGCAUUCGGUUUUGGGAUGUAA